Molecule: messenger RNA, 366 nt
Organism: Nematocida homosporus
Lineage: Eukaryota; Fungi; Microsporidia
Exons: 1
Coding region: 1-366 (121 amino acids)
Source: RefSeq, a predicted model, not a curated record
AUGAGUAUUGUGUAUAUUCCCAUACUCUCUACUAAUGGCCGUCUUCAUCUAGAAGAGUCUUUGCCUUCUGUCCUUCAUACUAAAGUCCCAGAAACUGAAUGGUCCGAAAUCAUUCAGAAACUAAACUCUCUUCUUCUACGCCGGAAAAGAACGAGACUUUUACGUCUCUUAACUCUCUUCUAUCUGGGCACUCUCUAUCAGCGUUACAUAGACCACCAAAUAGAUAGAGAAAUUGCGGCAUAUCUAAACAAAAAGAACCUGGUUUUGGAAGUAUAUGGGAUUUCUUUACACCAUCCACGAGAUAGGGCAUACCAGGGAAUGGACGUAUCAGUCUAUCUCAUGACAACAGCCUAUUUUACGGCUUAA